Molecule: messenger RNA, 2550 nt
Organism: Closterium sp. Naga37s-1
Lineage: Eukaryota; Viridiplantae; Streptophyta; Zygnematophyceae; Desmidiales; Closteriaceae
Source: the annotation of a GenBank genome assembly
AUGCACCCAGAAGACCCUUUUAUCCCUUAUCUCGGCCUUUCACCCCGUUCCUUCCCCCCUCUCCGCCUUACACCCUUCUUCCCCCUCUUUCCUCACUGCCUUACCCAAUUCUUCCCCCUUUCCGCUCUCUCACCUACGCUCUACUUCCCCCUUUCCCCUCUCUCCUUACACCCUAGUGCCCCCACCAUGCGUGGUGUGCCUUACACCGUUCUGAGACCCUUUUACACCAUGAGUUUUCUGCCUUACACCCUGUUUCCCCUUUCCCCACUCUGCCUUUCCCCCUUCUACAACCUUUCAACCCUCGGUGCCUUACGCCCAGCUUCCCCCAUUUCCCUCUCUUUCCCUACACCCUUCUUCCCCCUUUCCCCUCUCUGCCUUAUGCCCUUCAUCCCCCUUUCCCCUCCCUGCCUCUCACCCUUCUUAUCCCCUUUCUCUCCCUGCCUCUCACCCUUCUUAUCUCAUUUCCCUCCCUGCCUCUCACCAACCCUACUCUCUUUCCCUCCCUGCCUCUCACCAACCCUACUCUCUUUGCCUCCCUGCCCCUCACCCUUCUUCCCUUCCCCUCCCUGCCUCUCGCGCUUCUUAUCCCCUUUCCCUCCCUGCCCCUCCCCCUUCCUGUCCCCUUUCCCUCCCUGCCUCUCACCCUUCUUAUCCCCUUUCCCACCCUGCCUCUCACUAACCCUAUCCCCUUUCCCUCCCUGCCCCUCCCCCUUCCUGUCCCUUUCCCUCCCUGCCUCUCACCCUUGUUAUCCCCUUCCCCUCCCUGCCUCUCACCCUUCUUAUCCCCUUUCCCUCCCUGCCUCUCACCCUUCUUAUCCCCUUUCCCUCCCUGCCCCUCCCCCUUCGUAUCCCCUUUCCCUCCCUGCCUCUCACCCUUGUUAUCCCCUUUCUCUCCCUGCCUCUCACCCUUCUUCUCUCAUUUCCCUCCCUGCCUCUCACCAACCCUACUCUCUUUCCCUCCCUGCCUCUCACCCUUCUUAUCCCCUUUCCCUCCCUGCCCCUCCCCCUUCCUGUCCCCUUUCCCUCCCUGCCUCUCACCCUUCCUAUCUCCUUUCCCUCCCUGCCUCUCACCAACCCUGUUCUCUUUGCCUCCCUGCCCCUCCCCCUUCCUGUCCCCUUCCCCUCCCUGCCUCUCACCCUUCUUAUCCCCUUUCCCUCCCUGCCUCUCACCCUUCUUAUCCCCUUUCCCUCCCUGCCCCUCCCCCUUCGUAUCCCCUUUCCCUCCCUGCCUCUCACCCUUGUUAUCCCCUUUCUCUCCCUGCCUCUCACCCUUCUUCUCUCAUUUCCCUCCCUGCCUCUCACCAACCCUAUUCUCUUUCCCUCCCUGCCUCUCACCCUUCUUAUCCCCUUUCCCUCCCUGCCUCUCACACUUCUUAUCCCCUUUCCCUCCCUGCCCCUCCCCCUUCCUGUCCCCUUUCCCUCCCUGCCUCUCACCAACCCUAUCCCCUUUCCCUCCCUUCCUCUCACCCUUCUUAUCCCCUUUCCCUCCCUGCCUCUAACCCUUCUUAUCCCCUUUCCCUCCCUGCCUCUAACCCUUCUUAUCCCCUUUCCCUAUCUGCCUCUCACCAACCCUAUCCCCUUUCCCUCCCUUCCUCUCACCCUUCUUAUCCCCUUUCCCUCCCUGCCUCUAACCCUUCUUAUCCCCUUUCCCUCCCUGCCUCUAACCCUUCUUAUCCCCUUUCCCUCCCUGCCUCUCACCAACCCUAUUCUCUUUCCCUCCCUGCCCCGGGCCCCUUCUUAUCCCCUUUCCCUCCCUGCCCCGGGCCCCUUCUUAUCCCCUUUGCCUCCCUGCCUCGCACCCUUCUUAUCUCCUUUCCCUCCCUGCCCCUCACCGAUGCCAAUGUCGCACCGGCAGGGCCUGGAUGCAAAUGUCGCACCCGCAAGGGACGGGCAGAGGCACAGCUAAGCGCGCCCGAACUGGCGGGCCUGUUAGGUAAGCCAUUCCGCCUGAAGGGGAAAGGAAUUCAAACGCAGGGUCACCAACCACUAGCUGCAUUGUCGUGUGCUCGCGGCACCGCCCCUCCUGCCCCUCCUGCCCCUCCUGCCCCUCCUGCCCCUCCUGCCCCUCCUGCCCCUCCUGCCCCUCCUGCCCCUCCUGCCCCUCCUGCCCCUCCUGCCCCUCCUGCCCCUCCUGCCCCUCCUGCCCCUCCUGCCCCUCCUGCCCCUCCUGCCCCUCCUGCCCCUCCUGCCCCUCCUGCCCCUCCUGCCCCUCCUGCCCCUCCUGCCCCUCCUGCCCCUCCUGCCCCUCCUGCCCCUCCUGCCCCUCCUGCCCCUCCUGCCCCUCCUGCCCCUCCUGCCCCUCCUGCCCCUCCUGCCCCUCCUGCCCCUCCUGCCCCUCCUGCCCCUCCUGCCCCUCCUGCCCCUCCUGCCCCUCCUGCCCCUCCUGCCCCUCCUGCCCCUCCUGCCCCUCCUGCCCCUCCUGCCCCUCCUGCUUCUCCUGCCUUUUCUGUCCGUCCUCCUGUCCCCUCUGCUGCUCCGCAUACUUCUGCUCCUGUUCCUGCGGCCCCUCCUUGUCCUGCUGCUCCUCCUGCUGCUGAUUCCCUGUUUUGA